Molecule: messenger RNA, 1224 nt
Organism: Trichoderma virens Gv29-8
Lineage: Eukaryota; Fungi; Ascomycota; Sordariomycetes; Hypocreales; Hypocreaceae
Exons: 1
Coding region: 1-1224 (407 amino acids)
Molecular function (GO): glycosyltransferase activity
Source: RefSeq, a predicted model, not a curated record
AUGCCAGUAGAAGUCACAAAGUCAGACCUACCAAACGGAAUCAAGCACAUAUCCCCCGAAAAGAUCGACCAUCGCACAGAUGAGGAGAUCGCAGCAUGGCUCCAGAAACGCCACCCGGUUACCUCAGACAAGAACAUCUGGGGCUUCUGGGACACGGGCUUUGCGCAGAUGAGCCCUUGGGUGAAACGAAAUGUGAUUAAUUGGGUCCGUCGGCUGGGUCCCGAGUGGACUGUCCAUAUAGUGGAUCGUGUUGAUGGUUCAGAGACCAGCGUCUUUCACUAUGUUGAGGAAUCCUACUUCCCAAAGACGUUUGUUGAGGGUACCAUGGAUGGCCAUAAGGCUCACAUGGGAGAUCUGGUUCGACUACCACUACUAUGGAAAUAUGGCGGUGUCUGGAUGGACGUUGGCCUCAUUCUCUUGCGUCAUAUUGACGAUAUCUGCUGGAAGCGAAUCGAAGAUCCCGAAUCGCCCUAUGAACUCGCUGCCGUAGCCUUGAUGCACCUACCGGACACAUAUACUCCGCUCAAUGGAUUCUUGUGCACUAAACGCAAUAAUCCCUUCGUCAAGAGGUGGCACGAUAUUUAUCUUGCCCUCUGGUCCGAGGGAGCCACCAAUUCGAAGGACUUCCACAAGCAUCCGCUGCUGCGGCAUUUGCCUCUAUUCGACCUUCAGAUGGAGACUGUCAAUCUGAAAGCUGAAAAGCCCAACGUGGAGCUCCUUUGUGACUAUAUGGCUCAUUAUACGUGUGCCGAGCGUCUGAGAAAGCUCAUUGAUCCCAACGAUGGCUUCAAUGGCGCGGAGUGGUAUGCCAAGCAUAUGCUCUUAUUCGACGCUGGAGUUGAAAUGUUUCACAUUCAAAAAAUUACUGCAUGGGAUGCGCAGCGCCAAUUCCGUCUCUUUUCACUACCACGCACCGGCGCCGGAGCUGUUGUGGAUGAAUCGUGGCAUGAGGCUGAGGCUUUCGUAACAUCUGUUCUGGCAAACUCUUCAAUGAUCAAGCUUCCCCACGGACCGCGUAACGAGGGAUUAAAGGUGAAUAUGCUGGCUGAUUUAUGGGAUGCCGAGGAGAAUCACAACAAGGACAUUGAAGAAGGGUCGUUUGCUGCGUAUUUGCGGUAUGGCUCUCUCCACUUUGACCAGACACGGGAGGUUAAGAAGCUUGAUUGGCAGAAUCCGAAGGAAGAGAUUGUCACUAUUGGAUACUUGGAGCCUGUGAAAAUGUGA